This is a messenger RNA of Coccinella septempunctata (seven-spotted ladybird), 3139 nucleotides long. RefSeq names its product splicing factor, suppressor of white-apricot homolog (gene su(w[a])). The record is from RefSeq and is a predicted model, not a curated record. Gene Ontology annotation, biological process: mRNA 5'-splice site recognition; mRNA cis splicing, via spliceosome; regulation of alternative mRNA splicing, via spliceosome. The coding region runs from base 524 to 3034 and encodes 836 amino acids. The transcript has 11 exons. Gene Ontology annotation, cellular component: U2-type prespliceosome; U2 snRNP; catalytic step 2 spliceosome. Gene Ontology annotation, molecular function: RNA binding. Lineage: Eukaryota; Metazoa; Arthropoda; Insecta; Coleoptera; Coccinellidae.
AUGUGAUGUGAUUUCUGAGCAAAAUAUCAAAACAGAGACAACCUGUCGUCUCUAAAUUUUGUUAGAGAAUAUUUGAAACUAUUGAAGUAGUGUUAUUUGUUAUCAAUUAAGGAAGAGUUUCAAAAAUGGUUAUGUUACCUUUUUGCUUAGCCCCUCACUGUAAAUCAAGAGCAUCAAUAUUGAAAAAACAUGAAGAUAUAACAUUUCAUUCCUUUCCCAAGCCAAACAAACUAAAGGUUUUUGUCGAGGUUGAUGAUGGAUUGAAAGAAUUGAUGGAUAGACGACAGGCAUGGAUACAUAUACUGAAAAUUAAAAAGCCACUGGCUAAACAUUCGAAAGUAUGCUCUCUUCAUUUUAAAAAAGAAGACUACUUUCCGUCUAGUAUGACUGCAGAGGACAUCUAUCAGAUUUGAGCAGGUAUGAAGCAAGUAGAGAAGAUUAUGAUACUACAAGAUGGUUGGGUCUCGAUGAAAAUGAAAGAAAAUUAGAACAACUAUGUGAUGAAGAAAGAUAUUAUUCCCUUAUGAAUAAUGAAGAGGAGGAAGAAAUGUAUAAAGAAGAGGAAUUGAAAAGGAAUAAAACAAAUGAAUUCCAAUAUAGUUAUGAUGUCCCAAAAAAUCCUGAUGAGAAAGAACUUCCAUCAACAGUAUUAGAAAAUGAAAUUGAGGAAAAAUAUGAGCCUUCCCCAGAUUUAGAUGUACCAGUUGAUAUUCAAAUACCUAGAACAGUCAAGGAAUACGCAAGAAUAGAGAAAACAGCCAUAUUUGUGUCUACUCAGGGACCACAGAUGGAAAUUUUAAUCAAAGCAAAACAAAGCGACAACCCUCAGUUCAGUUUCUUGAAUCAAAAUGAUCCUUUAUACAAGUUCUACCGACACGUUCUUGAUGCUGUCAAAAAUAGAAGAUAUAGAUCCAGUGUUGCUAAAUCUGAUUCUAAUACGGCCAAUACUUCAACGGAUGAAAAUGGUGACCACUAUCUUCACCCAAGUUUGGUAUCGUCAGCUUCCUCCAGUACGGAGGUACAACCCACAAUUCCUAGCAUUCCAUAUAGGCCAAAUGCGAACUGCGCAUAUUCCCAACUUGUCAGUAGGAUUCAAGGUACCACCAUCGCAGAAGUAGGUACCCAUCAAACAACGCAAAUUAAGCCUGCAGAGAACCAGGACGUUCACAAGAUACAGGAAGAUGGUGUCCAAGUGGAUAUGAGCACUCUGACGUAUGAGCAGCAACAGCAGUAUUACCAGUAUUAUAUGCAAAGGCAAUAUUAUGAAUAUUAUAAACAGCUUCUCGAAAAAUCGGGCGUUUCUAGUGAUGCCCUUUCACAUCCGGAUCAAGCAAUGAAUCCUAGUAUGCAAGCUUUCCUCCAGCAGAUGAUGUAUGCCCAGUAUUUACAGCAGAGCCAACAACAACAGCCUACAAAUCCAUACGCACAGAUUGUGUCAAAUUUGAGUAAAGAGAUGUCAAAUUUCAACCCUUCGGUGGAAACACCCGAUAUAUCUAAGGAACCUGUCAUAUACAGUGAGAAAAAAGAUAAUCCACCGUCUGCUAUCCCAAAUCCGCAGACAUUGCCAAAAGAAGAAAUACCUGUAUCCAAAAAUAGUAAGCCGAGCGAAUCUCCAAAGAAGGCUGCACUGUCUCUAAUACAGAACUACGCUUCGGACUCUGAGGAAGAAAAUAGCGAAAAUGAGGAAAAAGUCGAUGACGAUUUCAAGAUACCCGAUGAAGAAACAAAAGUGGUUAUUGACAAGAUGGCGUGUUAUGUUGUGAAAAACGGCGAAGAUUUCGAGAAGAUUGUCAAGUCCAGAGAAGACCCCAGAUUCGUGUUCCUGAAGGAAGAUCAUGAGUUCCAUCCGUAUUAUCGGCGUAAAGUGGAAGAAGAACGUAGGAAAAUGAAAGAAGCGGCAGGUCAGGACGAUGACAAGGCAGAAAGUAAAGAAGUGUCGACUAUCAAUCCUGGAAAGAUGAAAGAGAAGAAAGUGAUUGCACCAGUUAGUUUUUCCAUUAAAAAACCGAAAGAAGACCCUCCAAAGGAAAUUAAGAGCGCCCUUCCAGUGGAUGAAGAAACGGACGAAGAGGAGGUUGGCAGUCAGGAAGCUGCUGCACCAUUGGCUCCCGUGAUUCCCCAACCGCCAACUUUGGUCACCAGUAAUGUAUCGAAAAAAGUAUUCAAAAUAGAAAGUUCAUCAAUUGCCAAGGAAAAAGAAUCCAAGCCGAACAUUCCUCAAGUGAAUGAUAAUUCCCAAGGUAAAUUUAAAAAGACUGAAGUAAAUGAAGAUGAAAAUAAGACAGCACCUGAGGACGAGAAAAUUGUAGAAAGAGUUAUCGAACAGAAACAUGAAAAGGAAGAGAAGAUCAAUUCGCCUAAGAAGAAUGAUGUAUUGCAUAAAGAUGAUCCAGUUUUGGAGAUGAUCGAUUUGACAGAAGAUGAGAGGAAUAUCGAUUUAGUUAAAAACGCUGAUAUAUUCGAUCUUAGUCCUGACAAAGAGAAGACUGCUAGGGAAAAUCGAGCGUUACAGUUAGAAAGGAGAAGAAAAGCCCUGGCUUUUCUGAAAUUGAAAUCUGCAUCACAUGAUUCUGAUCAGGUUCCGGACAGUGGGAAACCUACCAUCCUCACUAUUGAUCUAUCCAACAUCCAAUCGCCGAAAAAGAAAUAUAUCUCCUCUGAUAGUUCCGAUGAAGACAAAAGACGGCAUAGAAAGAGGAGUAGGUCAAGAAAUAAAGAAGCAGAUCAUCACAGAUCCAAAAGGUCGAAGGAAAGUGAGAAAACCCCCAGUAGAAAAGACAGGGAAAAGUAUAGAAAGAGCAGAACUCCAAAAGUGGAAAGGAACAUUGACAGCGGAGUUAGUGAUAAAGAGGAAGGUGAAAUGUCAGACGAUACCGAUGACACAAAACAUAGAAAAUCAUAUAAGAAGAAAAAGAGUCACAAAAGGAAGCAUUCCAAGAGUAAACAUAGUUCUAAAAGCAAAAAGAAAUCCAAAAAAAAAGAGAGAGAAGUGUCUUCCAGUCCGAGUGAUUCGGGAGCAUCAACCCCUAGAUGAAAUAUGUACAAUGAAGUUAUUGUUAUUGCUCAAUUUUUCUGAAAAUCUGUAAAUAUUAUGAUAAUGUAAUUACGCGCAUGAAAUUAAUAAAAAUAAAUAUUUUUA